AUGGUCAAGGCCGUCGUCAAGCGCAAGGCCGAUGACCUGACGAGUACGGGGUUGGCGAAGAUCAACGACGCCUAUUACACCGCCCUCGGCAACGCCGUCAGCCGAGUUUUGCAGAGUGACGCGUUCAAGGAUGUGCGAAGUAAAGCCCCCUUGACAAUCACGCAUGGAGGUUCACGAGAAGCUUUCAAGAAGGAGAGCUUCAGAACCGCCCUCAAGAAAGAUGACUACGUGACAUCGGGGAAUGCUGCGUGGAUCAACGAGAUGUACAACCCGCUCCACGGCGUUCCGCUGAGUUCCACCAGCAUCCAGAACAUCGCGGACCACAACUACAGGACGCCCAGCUCCGUGGGUAACAUCACCUUCGACAUCGCAGCAGAUUCUCACACUUGGAGUCCUGAGGAGCAUAAGGGCGCCCUGAAGCUGGCAGGGCCGAUGGAACCAUUGCACGCGUUGUGGAUCGCUGCCGACAGGGACAUCCAAGCGAACCCCGAGGACACCGACCUUCAUGGUGAGUGGGCCAAGGUUUUCCGGGGCGUGGGCUUUCGCUAUGUCGUCAUUUCAAACGACUUGGACGUGUUCCACCACCAGGAGAACGAGAAAGAGAAGUUAAUCACCCUCGGCGACGCUGUCACGCCCAGUGGCCUGCAAAAGAUCAUGAAGAUCGUGAAUUACAAGAUCCGGUACUUGCAGAAAGAGCAGAAGGACGACAUACCAAAUACAGAGCUGAUGAGGUGGCUCAAGUCGAAGAUUUCAUUGUCUCCCAAGUCGGAGCAGUUCUCAGCUGACUACGUGAACCACGCCAUCUCCACUUUCGACAACGCUAUCUCCAACACUACGAUUUUGGGACUUGUGUCGGAGUGCCAGAAGAUGGGCACCGCCUCCCCUUUCGCUUUCAUUUCUGGGAUGCACAUCAUGGUCCUGAGUGAGACCAUUUGGAUAUUCGCCAGCGCUGUGGACUACGUGAAAAUGGAUUUCGCUGAAAAAAAUGCCUUCGCCACGCGUCAUCUCCAGCCAGAACGCGGCAACAAGAAAAGCAUAUUGGACCUCUUCCUCUUCAAGAAAACCGUCCGCGACUACCUGGUGGAUGCGUGGAUGUCGGCCAAGCCUUGGCCAAGCGAGAUCAAGGCGCUCAUCCGGGAGAAGACCAAGGACCACGGGGUAUACCGAAAGAUGGUCCGUGGGUAUCCGGAUGACCACUCCCCGAAGGAUCACACUUGGAAGAAGGGCUUCUCCAUCAGCGCGAAGCUCUUUUUUGAUAUGGUCGAGGGCGUCGCGUACGACAGGGAGUUUGACCCGUCACUCAAUAAUGCAGUAAAGAACCGAAAGAGCGCAGCCGAGGUACUCGAGUACACGCAGUUCAAGGAGAAGAUCGCCGACAUCGAGAAGCAGAUCACCGACGAGGCAGUAGCGAAGGCGGCGAUGGAUAAGGGGGGCGUGGAGCCAGUCACCACGCCAGCGGGAUCCACAGCGCAGGACGGCGUGAAGCUGGAUGUGCCCAGCGUGGACUCCAAAGAGGUUGAGGAUAAGGAGAAGUUCACCGACUACUGGCAGAAGUACGCGACGGAGUUCCUCAGGACCUACAUCGCCCUCAUCUCGGAGCCUCAGACGGAGGCGCAGCUGGCAGCUGCGUUGACGGCCUGCUCGGUGAGCCAGACCAGCGUUGGCGUGAAGGGCCAGGACUAUGUGGCAGCGUUCUUCACAGCAGGGUUGUCAUCAGAAUCCAUCGCUGAUCCACACACGCGGGGUGCACCAUUUCGCAAGGAGAGGCUGCUAAAAUGUGGCAAGGCGUUCCUCGCAGCUCGGAGGGAUUUACACCGGAGGAACUCGGGGAGCGACGAUGAGGAGAUAACCAUCGGUCCCGGAGACGUUUUUAUCGCGCUGGACAACCAGAAGCCUGGCAAUUUGAGCAAGUUUACCGACUUCUUGAAAGACUCCCAGGGGAAGAAAGACCAUCUUUUCAAGCGCAAGUUCAUGCUGGUGUACGACUUCCACACCCUUAAGGCCCGCAGGCACCGUUCCAAAGGAAUUGGCACCCUGAAGCAGGAGGAGACCAUGAUCGCAGUGACAAGCGGCGCAGCGUUGCAGGUCCCAUCGAAGAUGCACACCAAGUACCAGGGCCAUAACAACGGGACGUGCAUCGGGCCGAUCAAGCUUGCGCCAUUCAAUGAGUGCUGGACGGUCAGCUUCGACGAGAAGAAAGCCAUCUAUGGAAAGUUGCGCCUACCAGUUGGGGGAUCUGGUGACGACGACGGCGAUGAUGGCUGCGGCGACGGAGGCGAUGGAGAUGAGGUUCCCCCGACGAUCGCGGAGUUCGAGGCCGCAGCUUCCUGCCUUUCGACGGAUCCACCAUUCGAGACCCCCAGCAAGAAGACCAAGGUUCGUGCGGGAGCUAACAUCGAGCCCAUGAGCUACUACAGCAUGCCCGAGGAGUUCUUCGCCGAUGUCAUCGACGCCCUUUGCUUGAAAGAUACAUUCGACUUCACGCCAGGAGACGGGGCCAAUGCCAUGGCUCACCUCAGGAGCUGCCGCCAGAUUCCCAGGAGCUACGUGGGCAUCUGCUUCAACGACGUGCACCUCGAGAAGCUCGAAGCACACUUGAUCAAGAUGACGCUGAAAGCCUUCUGCACCUCGUCGGAUCCGCUCUUCCAUCCGCAGUACGCAGCUGGGUUGAAGAACCAUGGUGAGGCGGCGGUGCUGGCGCCGACCAAGGGCCCCAUUCUCAAGGUUCCCAAGGCGGCCGACGAGGAGGACGUGGACAUGGCGGGCAGUGCAGAGAAGCAAGCGGCAAGCGACGACGCCACCAGCAACAUCGCCGCAGACCAGCCGGCCACCAUCGGCGACAUGACGGGUAACGCCGACGACGCGGGCCACGACACGGGCGGCGCGGAGGCGGCCGACAGCCUUCACGUGGACACGGCGGGUAGCGCCGCAGAGCAGGUGGCAAGCGACGACGACGCCAGCAUCAUCAUGUCUCCAGACAGCGCUGCAGAUCCAGCGGCCGUUGUCGCGGCCAUCGUCGGCGACGCGACGGGCAACGCCGAGCGCAACGACGCGGGCCACGACGGGAAGGGCUGCGCGGAGGCUGCCGGCGAGGAGGCCGACGUCGACGAGCUGAUCACCCCUAGCGGCGACAGAGACCACGCCAGCGCUGGCAGCGAGGAGGGCAGGUUCCCUGACGCUGGAUCCCGAAUCUCAGUGAUGGACCUCGACGAGCUCCUGCCGGACGAGAAGACUACUGACAAGAAGAAUACCGACAAGAAGAAGAAUACCGACAAGAAGAAGGCCGUCAAGAAGGCCGUCAAGAAGAAUACCGACAAGAAGAAGAAAAGCAGACGUGAUCCGUCACCGUGCUCGUCUUCUUCAUCCUCCGAGGGGGCCGUGCUCUUGCGCCUGGGGACGUUCUUCAGCGGGCUGGAAACUCCAUCGGUCGCCUUGAACCAGAUCGGCCUGCCACACAAGUUAGAGUUUGCGAUUGAGCUAGAGGACUGCCUGCGGACCCUCAUCUACCAGACGUGGCACCCCACGGAGCUGCACUCGGAUGUGAAUUCUGUCGACAUGAAGGCUUUGCCCGACGUCGACAUCGCUGUUGGGGGAGCUCCGUGCCAGCCAUUUGCCAAGGGUGGCUCAUUGAAAGGCAUGGAGGAUCCACGGGGGCGUCUCGUCUACAAGAUGGUCGAGUACGUGGGGGCCAAGGCCAAGGCUAAUCUUCCAUUGCCGCGCGCCCUCCUCAUGGAGCAGUCCAAGACCUUGAAGAACAAGUGGAGCGACGUUUACGACAACAUCAAAUCUCGUCUUACCAAGCUAGGCUACCGCUUCAAGUCGACCUUCGUCAAUACCAACCUCCAUGGAAUACCCCAAUCACGCGAACGGCUUUACAUGGUGGCCUACUUCAAGGUGCACAAGUUCCACUUUCCCGAGGAGUUGAAGACAACCAUUCCCAUUGAGAAGAUGUUGCACCCGAUGUGGCAGACCGACUUGAAGACCACGCUUGUCCCAACAAACGCAGUGGCGCGGAUUGACCAGGCCCGCAAGGAAGCGGCGGACAGCGGCUACAACCCCGACGUCGACACCGUCUUCGUCGACCUAGACUCGUCAGAGCGUUUCUGGAGUUGGAAGGUUGAUGAGAGCAUGACGUUGACGAGAAGGCGAUGUGAGGGUGGCGGCUGGUUCAUGACGAACCGCGGUCGCCGGCAGACUGUCCGUGAGAUGCUCGCGAUGCAAGGGAUCGUCCCGCGUAGUCUGGGGGACACAACUUGCAUGUCUAGGACGGCGCUGCUGUCUGCGAUCGGCAAUGCCAUGUCAGUCAACGUACUGGAGCGGAUCCUGCCCCGCAUCGCCUGGUCCAUCGGUAAGCUGCCCCAGAAGAUGCACCUGCCGGGCCUGAGCGUGCUGGAGACGGGGUCGAUCACGGCGGCGACGCGGGCGCAGUACGUGGAGGCCUUCGACGGCUUCCAGGCUUGGAUGGCACGGCGGGGCGUGCAGCCCACGACGCUGGACGACUACGACGAGCAGCUGGUCCUCCGCCUGGACGAGCUCUACCUGGACGGCGAGGGGAUCGGGGCCGGGCAGAAGCUCUUCGCGUCGGUGCUCUUCUUCCUGGGGCUGACGAAGGCGGCGGGCUCGCCGAUGGCGCGAGCGCGGCGGGCGCUGCGCGGGUUCCGUCGGCUGGCGCCGCCUACCUCGCGGCUCCCGCUCCCCUUCGAGUUGCUGGGCGCGCUGGUGAACUACCUCGUGAGCGUCUCGAAGCUCGAGGCGGCACUCGUGCUGUGGCUGAGCUUCGAGCUGUACCUGCGCCCAAGCGAGCCGUACCACAUCCGGGCCACCGACUUGGUUCGCCCGGCUCGCGGCCGCCUGGGGCACGACAGCUGGAGCGUGACUCUGCGCGCCGCCGAGACGGAGGUGCUCUCGAAGACCGCCGAGUACGACGAGGCGCUGAAGCUGGACCUGCCGCGGCAGGAGCUGCUGGGCCCGGCGCUGGAGGCUUCAGUGGCCGCGCGGCUCGGCCCCGACUGGCGGCGGCCUCGCCCCGCGGCAGCGCGCGGCGCCGCCGCGGGCGGCCGCGCGAGCGGCGCGGCCCCGGAGCCUCUGCUGUUCGUGAUCACGCAGCGCGAGGUCUCGAGCGCCCUCUCGGCCGCCGCCAGGGCCCUCGGGGUCGAGAAGUUCCUGCCCGGCCUGCGCCCCUACAUGCUCAGGCACGGGGGCGCGUCUCACGACUACGGCAGCAAGGCCAGGUCCCUCGUCGACGUCCAGCGCAGAGGCCGGUGGCAGUCGUGGCAUUCGGUCCGCCGAUACGAGAAAGGCGCUCGCCUGUCGCAGGUGCUGCAGAUGGUGCCCGCUGCGAUGCAGGUGUUCAGCGGGUCCGGGCGCCUGGGACGGGCGAUCGCCGCUGAAGGGCUGCCCGUCCUGCUUUGGGACAUUUGCCUGGGCCCCGAGUAUGACCUGCUGAGCCCGCAGAAGCGUGGGCUGAUUCGGCCCUGGGUUCGAAGCGGCCUCGUGAUUGGCAUCCACCUCGGGACGCCCUGCAACACGUGGAGCCGCGCGCGGGACAUCCCGCCCGGACCGAUGCCGCUGCGAAGUGACGCCUUCCCUCUUGGCCUGCCCGACUUGAGCGUCAAAGAUCAGGCCAAAGUUGAUGCAGGCAACGUUUUCAUGAUUUUCAGCGCUGGCCUCAUGCACGAGGCCAUCAGGGCCAACAUCCCAGCUAGUAAUGAGAAUCCUCAGACGAGCCGACUUUGGCUCGCCCCUCCUUUCGUCCGCCUGCUGCGCUCGUCGGCCGUCACUUUCACUGUCACGCAUUUCUGUCAGUGGGGAGCGCCGUGGCGAAAAGCCACGGCUUUCGCCACAGUCAACCUCGAUAUGAGUCGCAUCGGUCGUGCGCUGUGCAAGUCUUCCAAGAGAGGAGUCUGUUCCCGCACUGGCCUGCCGCACGCCCAGCUGCAUGGAAAAAACGUGGAGCGCGUCUUUGAAACCAAGCUGGCCGAGGCUUACCCUCAGCGGUUGUGCAGCGCCCUCGCCCAAGCCUAUAGUAAUGCCGUAAUAUCUCACAG
This is a messenger RNA of Prorocentrum cordatum, 6047 nucleotides long. NCBI's taxonomy places the organism in Eukaryota, Dinophyceae, Prorocentrales, Prorocentraceae. The record is from the annotation of a GenBank genome assembly.